CGUCGGAAGCUCUUUCAUGAAGCUAGCGGAUUAGCCUCCUGCUCGGUGGCAUUAGCGCCUUGAUAUUGUUGUAAAACAGUCGUUUUAAUGAUGUCAGAGGAAAACCUGUUUUCAUUUGAGCUGCUGGUGGAUCAUAUCAGACUCAAGAAUGAUUACAAAGUUACAGACAGUCUCGCUGUUGGAGUGCGGCUACUGGAUUUCCCUACACUGCUAAUCUAUCAGCGCCCAUCAACGAGUCUAGGCUGUAAACAGUCUGCGCAAAAGCAGCGGGAUGAACAGCAGGUGUUCCUCUUUAACAGAGGCAAGUCUUGUUUAUUCAAAAUGAACCUGGACUCUCUGCACGUCCAUCUGUCUAGCAGCCCUCUGUAUGCCAUGGUGCUGGAUGUAACUGAGGAGCAGAGCCCCAGAUUGGUUGGCUCCUCUCUGGUAUCUCUGGCUGAAGCGAUGGACAGAAUCAAGCUGCUUUCCGGUCCCUCUGCUCACAGCGGAAAGGGAGUCGCUGCUAUAAGCAACCUCACUGGGGAGAGGAUUGGAACAAUAUCCCUGAGUUAUAAGCUGGGGUGUCUAGGAGCAACUUUACUUCCACACAUCACAGAGGGGAGGGGGGUAGAAAGCACCAGCACCCCUGGAGGUAAAAACCAAGAACUUUCCAAGGAGAAAUGCAACUCUUAUAGCAUGUGUUCUCCCAGAGGGAACGAGUCCGAAUUUAGCAUCAAAAGCAAUGAUGCAGGAAAUUCACACACCCUGUUAGAAGAGAGUAGGGAGGGUGAUUGUGCCGAAAGCCAAACUAAAAACACAUUUGAGGAGGAUUUAACUGUUUUCUGCCCCCCUCAUCUUUACUACAGUAAUGCUACACAAGCAGAAAGUGGACAUUCAGAGCCGGAUUACAGAUUGCUAAAUAUGGAAUCAGAAGCUUUUCCAUUUGAAGAUGCAUUCUGUGAGGUUGAGGAGCAUAAAAAGAAAGUUUCAGCUUCUAAAGACGUACACCAGGAGAUAAUGCAAACUACAAAAACAUCAAGCAGCCAAGAGGCAAGCGGGGUGACCACAAAUAUUCUCAGGGAAGCCCUGCAGCAGCUCCCACUUUUAAGCGCACUUGUGUCUGAACUUUCACAGUUAACCAUUCAUCCCAAUCCAGCUCCAGUUACAGGGCCAGCUUCGGAAAAGUAUGGAAAUUCACCAUUAACUCAUCCCCAGCACAAAACUACACAGCUCUCUGACACUCACUUAAAUCCUUUACCUCCCCCAAGAAAUUGCUCUACGCCGAACCCUGUAAAGACGCAAGACCACCAAAAACAGACUUUAAGCUCCAGGAAAUCUCAAAUGAAGAAGCUCAAAUAUGGAACAACUAAAACAUUUAAUUUAAGGCUAAAGCAAAUUUCUCCUCGCAAAGCGAACCAUCGUGAAUGCGUAGAGUUAAAGAAAAGUGCCAUGCAAACAAGAAAUGAUAAAGAAAAGAAAAGGUCAAGACUCGCAACUUUGAAGUCCAAAGACAGAGAACUUCCGAUAAAUCGGGGUUAUGACUUAGAUAAAAACAUCAGGACAGUGGUGCAAAGUGGAUGUGUUGAUGCUGCUCUAAAACAAACUGUCACUCUGAAACCAGAAACACAGCAGAUCAUUCCAGAAAGUCAUGAACAAACGGUUUCAGAAUAUUUUCCUUCACAGAAAGAGCCCAAAUGUAUUUCCAUCCACAUUCCCAGGCUGCAUAGUGACAGAGCUCCUCUGAGCAAAGACGCAUACAAGCAUCAAAGUGAGUCUGAUCAGUCAGAUUCUCAAUCUGAAAGGGUGAAAUUCAGAGCUCCGGCCCCUGAUCUCACAAAGAGAAAACACGCCAGGAGCAACAGUCCAGAGUCUGCAGAGAGUAGUAAUAUUGAAAAUGAAGCAAACUAUGCAGAUGACUUUGACAGUCUUGAAUCUAGCAAUGCUUCCUCACCUAAAUCUGAUAAAAGCCCUGCGCCAUCUACAGGCAGGACUACAAAAACUCUCAACAGCCCUGAUUCCAGCACCUCUGAUUCAAGAUCAGGCGGUUUCCAGAAGAGAGCAGCUCUCCACCCUGUUCCUUCCAAAACCCUUAAAUCCCCCAACAGAGAUCUGAUGGGUACGCACAUCAUCCAACCACGCACCCGCUCCUCAGCUCCCGGCUUUUCUUCCGACACGGAUGAUGAUGAUGAUGACAUGAAGAGGCCAUCUUCCUCAGAAAUUGUUUGCUUUAGAAAACAAGAAAGUGAAAAAAUGGAGCAGAGCUCUAGUGCAGAGAGUGUUUCAAUACCAAGAAGUGAAAAGGAAAAAUUACCCAGGAACCAAAACCUUUUAGGAGGACUUCCUGCUGAAUCGAUAUCCUCUCUUGAAGAUGAAGAAUUGGAGGAUGAGCUUGGAUCACUGGAUUUUAGAAAAGGAUACCAGCAUAUCUCUGAACUUGUAGCCAGCAAGCUUCCAGGAUACACAAUGUAGAGAAUACUGUUACGACUAAAUGAGGAAAAUACAUCGUUAUGCUUCACAAAACCACUAUUUUAAUAAAGAC
Cyprinodon variegatus (sheepshead minnow) is the source of this 2518-nucleotide messenger RNA. It is a transcript of the gene map10, whose product is annotated as microtubule associated protein 10. Gene Ontology annotation, biological process: positive regulation of cytokinesis; cytoplasmic microtubule organization; mitotic spindle midzone assembly. Gene Ontology annotation, molecular function: microtubule binding. The transcript has a single exon. The coding region runs from base 88 to 2448 and encodes 786 amino acids. NCBI's taxonomy places the organism in Eukaryota, Metazoa, Chordata, Actinopteri, Cyprinodontiformes, Cyprinodontidae. Gene Ontology annotation, cellular component: mitotic spindle midzone; cytoplasmic microtubule; midbody. The record is from RefSeq and is a predicted model, not a curated record.